AUCCCACAUACAGCCGCCAUUCUGAAACCACGUAUAUUUGUCUUCAUUUCGCACCCACGUGAGUCCCAUGAGUUUAGCUUUUAGAAACGGAUGAUUUGAAACCGAAACCCCUGGCAUUAUAGUCCCCUCAUUGUAUCCACCCGGCAAAAUAAGCUCAGAGCAACAAUGGCAGAAGCAACAAAGAGGUAUGCAAUUGUGACCGGGGCAAACAAAGGGGUUGGAUUUGGCACAGUUAAGCAGUUGGCUUCAAAUGGGAUCAUGGUGGUGUUAACUGCUAGAGAUGAAAAGAGGGGUCUUGAAGCUGUUGAAAAACUGAAAGAGCUUGGCGUCUCCGACCAGGUGGUCUUUCAUCAGCUUGAUGUAACAGAUUCUGCUAGCAUCGUUUCCCUUGCAGAUUUUGUCAAAACCCAAUUCGGGAAACUCGAUAUCUUGGUAAACAAUGCAGGAAUAAAUGGAAGCAUAAUAAACCCUGAAAGCUUUAGAUCAGCUGUAAUUGGUAAGAAGCCUGAUGAAAUCAACUGGAGUGAAAUAUUGACAACACCAAGCUAUGAGUUAGCAGAAGAAUGCCUUAAAACAAACUAUUAUGGUCCCAAAAGCGUGACUGCCGCGCUUUUGCCCCUCCUCCAGCUAUCUGAUUCGCCUAGAAUCAUUAAUGUUUCUUCUGCUGCUGCUAAGCUAAUGAAUUUUCCAAAUGGAUGGGCUAAAGAGGUACUCAGUGAUGCUAACAGCCUUACAGAAGAGAGAAUAGAUGCUGUUUUGAGCGAGUUUUUGGAAGACCAUAAACAAGGUUUGCUAGGAACCAAAAGCUGGCCUCCUGCCUAUCCAGCCUAUGCAGUCUCGAAAGCAGCCUUGAACGCGUACACUAGAAUUCUGGCCAACAAGUAUCCAAACAUCUACAUCAACUGUGUCUGCCCCGGAUCUGUCAAGACAGAUAUGACCUUCAAUGUCGGCUUCUUAACCAUUGACGAAGGUGCUGAAAACGUUGCCUGGUUGGCCCUACUCCCCAGCGGCGGUCCUACCGGCCUCUACUUCAUCAAGAAAGAAAUAACACCGUAUUUCGUAAGUAUAAGAGCACUUUCACCGUGUGCUCCAGCCCGAAGGACAGGUGCAGGAAUAGGGCCAAAGAGCCCAAGUGAUGAAGCCCAGCGUGUGCUGACGAGCGAGCCCGAGGUAGAGGCCCGUGGAGAGCUUCAAAAAGCAUCGACAAUGGCAGAGGCGACGAAGAGGUAUGCAGUUGUGACAGGGGCAAACAAAGGAAUUGGAUUUGCAACUGUUAGGCAGUUGGCUUCAAAUGGGACCAUAGUAGUGUUAACUGCCAGAGAUGAGAAGAGAGGUCUUGAAGCUGUUGAAAAAUUGAAACAGUUUGGCGUCUCUGAUCGCGUGGUUUUUCACCAGCUCGACGUAACGGAUUCUGCUAGCAUUGCUUCCCUUGCAGAUUUUGUCAAAACUCAAUUUGGAAAACUUGAUAUUUUGGUAAACAAUGCAGGAGUUAUCGGAAGCAUACUAAACGGCGAAGCUUUUAGAGCUAUUCCGGGUAAGAAGCUUGAAGAUAUUGAUUGGAGCGAAAUAGCAACACCAAACUACGAGUUAGGAGAAAAGUGUCUAGAAACAAACUACCAUGGUACGAAAAGAGUGACUGAAGCACUUCUGCCCCUCCUCCAGCUAUCCGAUUCACCAAGGCUUGUUAUUGUUUCUUCUUAUGCUGGUCAAUUAAUGUUUUUUUCAGAUGGAUGGGCUAAAGGGGUACUGAGUGAUGCUGAGAGUCUCACAGAAGAGAGAAUAGAUGGAGUAGUGAGUGAGUUUUUAGAAGAUUUUAAACAAGGUUUGGUAGAAGCCAAAAAUUGGCCUCCAAUCCUUUCAGCCUACUCAGUCUCGAAAGCAGCCUUGAACGCUUACACCAGAAUUCUAGCCAAAACGUGGCCCAAUUUCUGCAUCAAUUGUGUCUGUCCUGGAUUUGUCAAAACAGAUAUAACCUGCAAUUCGGGCAUCUUAACCAUCGACGAAGGUGCGGAAAGCGUUGUCAGGUUGGCGCUACUCCCCAGCGGCGGACCUACUGGCCAAUACUUCAUCCGUAAAGAAGCGACGCCUUAUUAAGAUGUUGUAAGAACU
Messenger RNA from Pyrus x bretschneideri (Chinese white pear), 2109 nucleotides. RefSeq lists its product as uncharacterized. Bases 166 to 2094 code for a protein of 642 amino acids. Lineage: Eukaryota; Viridiplantae; Streptophyta; Magnoliopsida; Rosales; Rosaceae. Gene Ontology annotation, cellular component: membrane. Gene Ontology annotation, molecular function: oxidoreductase activity, acting on the CH-OH group of donors, NAD or NADP as acceptor. The transcript has 11 exons. The record is from RefSeq and is a predicted model, not a curated record.